ACGCUCUUGUUAAGCAAGACCAAAUAUCGGACCCGCAGCAACCCUACUCUGCAUAUAUAUAAAGGGACACCUCCGGCAUUGGUACACUGUACAAGAUCGCAACUUAUCAUUUGCAGUUAAGGUUCUUUGUCUUCCCUUGUAGCAUCAUCAUACGCAAUGGUCCUCAAACUCUACGGCUUUCCCCUCUCGACCUGUACUCGGCGAGUGCGCGUUGUACUCGCGGAAAAGGGUCUCGAGGACGAGUUUCAUAGUGUGGAUUUGACCAAGGGCGAACAAAAGGCAGAGACCUAUCUAAACAAUCUGCAACCCUUUGGCAAAGUUCCCGUUCUACACGAUACCGAAACGGGUAUUCAGAUCUUCGAGAGUAGAGCGAUUACUCAGUACAUUGCCAACAAGUACUCUGGUCAAGGAGCCCAAAUUGCUCCUCCGGAGUCUGAUCUGAAGGCCUGGGCUCUAUACCAGCAGGCUCUCUCCAUUGAACAAUCUUACUUUGACCCAGUGGUUUCUGAAAUUGCAUACGAGAAGGUCUUGAAGGCCCGCAAGGGUCAUGGCGAGACCGACGAGGCCCGCGUCAAAUUCCUGCUUUCGCAGCUCGAUCUCACCCUUAAGGGCUACGAGCGGGUCCUUUCCAAGCAGAAGUACCUUGCAGGUGAGCAAGUCACAGUUGCCGAUCUCGCGCAUUUGCCGUAUGGCGUAUUUGUGGAGCCGUUCGGGUUUGCCGAGUUGCUUCCUAAGUAUCCGCAUGUCCAGAAGUGGUGGGAGGAACUGAAGGCCAGAGAGAGCUGGAAGAAGGUUACGGCUUAAAGUUCCAUUCCUUUGUAGCUAAAACGUUAAGCUGGCCUCCAUAGUCUAGUCGAUGCUGUCAUUUAGAAGUGAUAGUCAAUAUGAUAACUCACGAGUCAUGUCAAGACGUUUAAUUCAUGUAUUACUUACAAGAGAUAGAUUAUAUUUUGCUUCUACUGUGACAACACCUACUCCUAUUAACUAAAGCCGCAACGUUUUAAAAAGAAAUAAUGUAUUACCACGAUAUGAACGAACUAUUCUGGCAUACUAUUCACGACACGGCACGUUUGCUUAUUUUCGAAAGCCUCAGACUGUCCUUCGGAACUAACUCUAGUCGCAUCUUCACACGUUUGAAACUAUAUCUAUAAAAAGUCCAUCAAAAACCCCAGUCAAAAGCCCCACUGUUUAACCCAUAUCUCCCAC
Molecule: messenger RNA, 1206 nt
Organism: Aspergillus alliaceus
Lineage: Eukaryota; Fungi; Ascomycota; Eurotiomycetes; Eurotiales; Aspergillaceae
Product: glutathione S-transferase family protein
Exons: 3
Coding region: 157-804 (215 amino acids)
Cellular component (GO): cytoplasm
Molecular function (GO): glutathione binding; glutathione transferase activity
Source: RefSeq, a predicted model, not a curated record